AUGGAGAAGAAAUAUUGUGCAGAUGAUGCAGGAAAAAAGAAGUAUGUGGUUGAAAAGUGGAUCAAAUUUCGGAUGGUUGAUAAUAUGCCAAUCAUGGAGCAGGUUCACGAGUAUGAGAACUUGACUGCAGAUGUUCUGAAUGAAGGCAUGGAGAUGUGUGAGAUUCUUCGGGCUCAUGUUCUGGUUGAAAAGUUUUCACUUUCCUGGAGUGAUUACAUGAAUCAACUGAAACACAAGAAGAAAAACUUAACUCUUCAAGAACUGAUCAGUCACAUGAGGAUUGAGGAAGCAAACUAUCUCAAAGAUGAGGAGGCGGAAUGGCUUAAGGAUAAGAUGAAAUAUCUCUCUCUUAAUUCUUCUACAAUUAAUCUUGUGGAAUAUUCUAGUACUUUUCUAAAAGACAGAAAAAUGGUCACAAGGCUUUCCAGUGUAACUAGAGACAAGGACAAAGCUCAAAGCAUGGAGGGAAACUCCAGUCGAAGAUACCUUACUGAGCGUGGUGAUGUCAUUGUUGUUAUGGUCGUUGAGAAAAACAUGGUGGCUAACAAGAGUAACUGGAUAGUGGACACCGACGCUUCAAGGCACCUUUGCGCUAACAAGGAGUUAUUUCACGAUUUUGAGGAAUCUACUGAUGGCGAGUGUGUCUACAUGGGUAAUUCCGCUAUGGCUGGAGUUAUGGGCAAAGGAAAAAUCUCCUUAAGAUAA
Molecule: messenger RNA, 705 nt
Organism: Nicotiana tabacum (common tobacco)
Lineage: Eukaryota; Viridiplantae; Streptophyta; Magnoliopsida; Solanales; Solanaceae
Source: RefSeq, a predicted model, not a curated record